This is a messenger RNA of Brassica napus (rape), 1395 nucleotides long. Its product is annotated as probable purine permease 11. Gene Ontology annotation, cellular component: membrane. Gene Ontology annotation, molecular function: purine nucleoside transmembrane transporter activity. The record is from RefSeq and is a predicted model, not a curated record. Lineage: Eukaryota; Viridiplantae; Streptophyta; Magnoliopsida; Brassicales; Brassicaceae.
AUCUUCGCUUCUUCUCACCAACUAAAGCAGCGUUUGUAGUUCACGAAUCUUUGGUGGCCGAUCAUCAAUCCCCCAGAAGACGCACAUAGAAAUCUCAGUUUGGUUAAUAAACCUUUUCUCAAUCUCUGUAUAGUCGCUGCUUUCAGACGAAAUUCUAUGUCAGAAGCAAUCUUGGUGAAGGAAGAGUGUGGUAGGUAUUCCAUCUCCACUCUUGAAGCUCAAAAGCUGGCAAUGGUGGGCUCUUGUAUCCAUCAACAUCUUCUUCCUCAUUGGUGGCUAAGCUGCUUCAGUCAUUCUAGGUAGGUUUUACUACAACGAAGGUGGAAACAGCAAAUGGAUGGAAACUCUUGUUCAAACCGCUGCUUUUCCAAUCAUCUAUAUCCAGCUUUUGCUUCUUCCUUCUUCUUCAGAGUCUUCUUCUUGUUCACUCAAAACCAUGGUCUUGAUUUACGUUCUGCUUGGUGUCAUCGUCGCUGGAGACAACAUGUUGUACUCUGUUGGACUUCUCUACCUCUCUGCAUCGACUUAUUCGCUCAUUUGCGCUCAGUUAGCGUUUAGUGCGGUCUUCUCUUAUUUCAUCAAUGCUCAGAAGUUCACUUCUUUGAUUCUCAAUUCAGUGUUCUUCCUCUUUUUCUCUGCUACGUUGAUUGCCCUCAACGAUAAUGCAGACGCUCCGUCUGGUGUCUCCAGGUCGAAGUAUAUCGUUGGGUUUGUGUGUACACUCGCUGCAUCAGCUCUCUACUCUCUACUCCUCUCCCUUAUGCAGUUCUCAUUCGAGAAGGUUCUGCAGAAGGAGACUUUCUCAGUAGUUCUCGAGAUGCAAAUCUACACUUCUUUAGUGGCGACUUGUGUCUCUGUUAUCGGGCUUUUCGCAAGCGGGGAAUGGAGAACGCUGCAUGGAGAAAUGGAUGGGUAUCAUAAAGGUCAAGCUUCUUAUGUACUGACUCUGGUCGGGACAGCGGUUACGUGGCAAGUGUGUUCUGUAGGAGUGGUGGGUUUGAUAUUUCUGGUGUCGUCGCUCUUCUCAAACGUUAUUAGUACGCUUUCUCUAGCUGUGACUCCACUUGCUGCUUUGGCUGUGUUCCGUGAUAAGAUGAGCGGCAUUAUUUUGGCAAUGCUGAUCGCUCUAUGGGGUUUCGCUUCUUAUGUUCAACAGAAUCAUCUUGAUGACUUGAAAUUAAGACGAGCGCGAAAACAAGCGCAUGCCAGUCGGGUUGAUCCGCCUUGUUAAUUCAGGCAGUGUAAUUGCUUUAGGUUGAAUAACUUUUACUCGUUAGGACAAGCUUCUGUUCUUGUCAUAAUCUUUAAAAAUCAGAAUUUUUGUACGAUCAAAUUUAAAUAUACUGGUUGGUACAUGGAACUUAAUACAAAUUGCAAAUGCAGUCGGAUUUAGCA